Anolis carolinensis (green anole) is the source of this 1129-nucleotide messenger RNA. Its product is annotated as hemoglobin subunit alpha-1. Bases 514 to 1029 code for a protein of 171 amino acids. NCBI's taxonomy places the organism in Eukaryota, Metazoa, Chordata, Lepidosauria, Squamata, Anolidae. The record is from RefSeq and is a predicted model, not a curated record. Gene Ontology annotation, molecular function: heme binding; oxygen binding; oxidoreductase activity. The transcript has 3 exons. Gene Ontology annotation, biological process: oxygen transport.
ACCUGCAGGGCCCUAGUAUACACUUAGUAAAGGUAAAGUCCAGUCGUGACUGACUCUGGGGGUUGGUGCUCAUCUUCAUUUCUAAGCCGAAGAGCCGGCGUUGUCCAUAGACACCUCCAAGGUCAUGUGGCCAUUGGCAUGACUGCAUGGAGCGCCGUUACCUUCCCGCCGGAGCGGUACCUAUUGAUCUACUCACAUUGGCAUGUUUUUGAACUGCUAGGUUGGCAGAAGCUGGGGCUAACAGCGGGCGCUCAUUCCGCUCCCGGGAUUUGAACCUGGGAUCUUUUGGUCCGCAAGUUCAGCAGCUCAGCGCUUUAACACACGGUGCCACCAGGGGCCCAAGUAUGCCCUUCCUUGCAUUAAACCACUUGCUUUUGCCAUUUGUAUACAUUUUCCAUCGUACUUAUGGGUCAUAUUAAUCCCCAAAGGCUUGCUUAAAUAGUCAGCACUGCUUCUAGGCAAGACCACUCUGCCACCCAGGGGUCAGGGUUACCUUCCUUUCCCACAAGCCUGAUGGGCAAUGUGUCGGGUUCCCUCCUGCCCUCCCUCCCUAGGACCCCCCCAUCGGACCCCAAGGCAGGGAAGAUGACCGACUUGGACCGGCGGCACAUCCGGGAAAUCUGGACCGCGGCCUUUGAAAAUCCGGAGGAGAAUGGACGGCUGGUGAUCAUCAGGUUCUUCAGCGACUACCCUGCCAGCAAGCAGUACUUCAAGACGGUCCCCACGGAUGGGGACCUGAAGGCGCACCCCCAGGUGGCCUUCCAUGGCCGGAGGAUCAUGGUGGCCUUCAGCCAAGUGAUUGAGAACAUGGAGAACUGGAACCAGGCCUGUGUCUUGCUGGAGCGGCUGGUGAACAACCACAAGAACAUCCACCAAGUGCCUUCUGGGAUGUUCCAGCUCCUGUUCCAGGCCAUGCUCUGCACCUUCGACGACCUCUUGGGGAGGACCUUCACCCCAGAGAAGAGGGUCUCCUGGGAGAAGUUCUUUCAGGUCAUCCAGGAGGAAGUGGAGGCAGCCUAUGACCGAUAGACGAGGAAGCAGAGAGGAAGGGGCUUCCCCAAAAGGCACCCUCCCUAUUAUAUUUGUAUUGAAUAGUAUGGCAUUAAUGGAAUAAAGUCCCUUGUCUUCA